This is a messenger RNA of Clunio marinus, 300 nucleotides long. NCBI's taxonomy places the organism in Eukaryota, Metazoa, Arthropoda, Insecta, Diptera, Chironomidae. The record is from the annotation of a GenBank genome assembly.
AUGGAGAAACGAAUAUUCCGCUUAUUUUUAGUAGCAACUAGAAGCACAUUACCAUCUCCACCCCCACAUAACAUUGAACGGAUGCUCUUACCACACCAUCACGAUAAAUUAGUUGCAAGCAAUGAAGCAUUACUAAUCCCCAUAAAAUGUUUUACAGCAAAUUUUCUCUAUCAUGAAAAGAAUUCGAAAAAUUUCCCUGAACAUUCAUUCCAUUUAAGAUUGCAAUUUGCAUUAGAAAAACUCAUCCAAGGAAUUUUCCAACUGGGAUCUGAAAUGUUUUAUGGCUUAUUUCUCACUUAA